Strigops habroptila (Kakapo) is the source of this 2849-nucleotide messenger RNA. RefSeq names its product neuroplastin (gene NPTN). The record is from RefSeq and is a predicted model, not a curated record. Lineage: Eukaryota; Metazoa; Chordata; Aves; Psittaciformes; Psittacidae. Bases 130 to 1344 code for a protein of 404 amino acids. The transcript is spliced from 7 exons.
CACCUCUUGCCAUGAAUCUAUGCUCCACAUGGGAGUGUGCUGCUCCCAGUGGGAGUGAGCUGUUCCAGGCUACCUCCAUCCACCAGUGCCCAGUGCUGUGCUUUUUCUAUGCAAGUUGUGUUAUUGUAGAUGCUAAUGUCUUCUCUAACUGUUUGUUUUCUGUACCUCAUAGCUUUGUUCUUUAUAAGCUCUUUUGUUUUCUGCCACUCCGUCACUGCGUUUCUGCUGCCCCUCCCUCUAGCUGGGUUUGUCAAGUCGCCCAUGUCAGAAACUAAACUCGCGGGGGACGCCUUUGAACUGUACUGUGAUGUGGUUGGGAAUCCCACUCCAGAGAUCCAGUGGUGGUAUGCUGAAGUCAACCGGGCUGAGUCUUUCAAACAGCUGUGGGAUGGUGCUCGGAAGCGCCGUGUCACCAUUAACACUGCCUACGGGGCGAAUGGGGUGAGUGUGCUGAGGAUAACCCGCCUUACCUUGGAAGACUCUGGGACUUACGAGUGCAGGGCCAGCAACGAUCCCAGGAGGAAUGACUUGAGGCAAAAUCCCUCCAUAACGUGGAUUCGAGCCCAGGCUACUAUAAGCGUCCUUCAGAAGCCCAGGAUCAAUGCCAGCGAGGAUGUAGUCAUUCAUCUGUACGGGCCGGCUGUCACAUUGCAGUGUAACCUCACCACAAGUCCCAGCCCCCUUUCUGCCAGUUACUGGGUGAAGAAUGGAGAAGAGAUUCCUGGCACUAGAAAACCUUCAAACACUACAGAAUACAAGAUUUUGAAGCCCAGAGCAGAAGAGUCAGGGGAAUACUUGUGCGUGUUUGUGUUUUCAAACUCUCCUAUAGCCAACGCCACUAUAGAAGUGAGAGCUAUUCCUGACAUCACCGGCCACAAGAGGAGCGAAAACAAGAACGAGGGGCAGGAGGCACUGAUGUACUGCAAGUCUGUGGGCUUCCCGCACCCCGAGUGGGUCUGGCGCAAGAAGGUCAAUGGUGUAUUUGAGGACAUCAACAACUCCUCGGGCAGAUUCUUUAUUUUAAACAAAGACAACUACACUGAACUCAGCAUCACAAACCUACAGAUAAACGAGGAUCCUGGCGAGUACCAGUGCAAUGCAACCAACCAGGUCGGCUCUGUCUCGGUCACAACCAUCCUGCGUGUCCGCAGCCACUUGGCUCCCCUCUGGCCCUUUCUGGGGAUCCUGGCAGAGAUUGUUAUCCUCGUUGUCAUCAUAGUUAUCUAUGAGAAAAGGAAGCGGCCGGAUGAAGUCCCAGACGAUGAUGAACCAGCUGGGCCAAUGAAAACCAAUUCUACAAACAAUCAUAAAGAUAAAAACUUACGCCAGAGAAACACAAAUUAAAAAUGCUUAUCAUGUAAGUAUGACCUGCGGGCACCUCUGCAAUGGGCAGGCUAAACCCUCCUCUUUCUGUAGUGCUUGGGGUGCGUAACAGAACCUCCUCCCUGCAUUAAAACACUGCGGGCUGCUCGGCGAACGGCGCUGGCCCUUUGCGCCCCGCUGUCCAAAGAUACCCCAAAUCACACAGGUAGUUUAAGAACCCACAAGGCGUCAGGCUCUACAUCAUCCCUACUAUUGCUCCUUAAACAAACCCCAACCCCUUCCUCACUCAGUGUUAAAAUCCAGAAGCGAUCCAGUCGGGAAGCCUCUAUUUGACCUUCAUUGAGCGCUCUGUUUGCACGCUGUUUGAACCGUUCCCACCGCUGCCGGGCAUUGACUAGCACCUUUUCUCAUUUCUUUUUUAGAGCUUUAAGUUUCUGAGAGACUGAUGGCAAUAUGACCUGCUAAAUUUAAGGGUUGGAACUCUUGGUUCUAGAACUCCAGUUCUGUCUGAUUUUAUUUUCAUUUAUUUUUCUCCUUUUCAAGUGAGCAACGAUAUGACUGUCUAAAGCAUGCCUUAUUUAGCCUCUCUGCAAGGAUCACCUAGCCAGAUACAUUUUAAUAAUGCUUCAGUGUAGAAGGUGUAAACUAUUUUGGGCUUUGAUGUGCUGUGAAUGUUGCUUUUCUUCUUUUUCUUUUUGCCCUCUUUUCCUUUCUUUUCCCUCCUGGAUCUAUUUAACCGGUAGAGGUAGUUCGGCGGGUCCCGCAUGCGCUAUUUUUUACUUCCUGUAGCUGUUCAAACGGGCUCUGAACCGCACCGCUGCCAUCUAGUGAGACUUUUUGUAAAGUACAGCAAAACUGAAAAGAUAUAUACAGUAUAUAUUUAUAUUUUGGGGGAGGAGGGGGUAAAACCAAAAUCCAGUAAUCGUGUUUCAUUUUUAAGCUGCUGAUAUUUCAUUCCUUACUGUAUGUCUGAAAGAUGAGAGAAUUCUAGUGUGCUGGUACUCGGAGAAGUAAUAUAAAUUGAAAUUAUCUUAAGGGCUUAAUCUAUAGAGAGAGACUCGGGUGUCCUAUGAUCAGACUUCCAGAGGCAAAAGGGUCGGACGUGGUGGUGGAAUGCAGUGGAAAACAAAAACCUUCAGUUUAUAAAUAUAUAUAUAUGAUUGCUUUUUAAGUGAUGAUUUUUUUUUUUUGUUAACUCAUGUAAAUUCUCAACUCCUUUUGCACUGAUGUGUUCAACAUAUUCUUGUACAUUCAAUUCAGGCAAACUUUUAUAAUUUUCUUCUUUUUUUUUUUUGGGUUUUGUUUAAAUGAUGAAAUGUUACAGCAUGGUGAUAUUCUAUGCAACUAGUUAUACUCUUCAGUUUGACACUGUAAUUUCUCAUGAUUUAAAGAUUGUAGAAAUAGACCUAACAGGGUUCUCAUGAUGUGCGUAACUGUAGAUGCAUGAACUUGUGUUCUGUGUAUUUGUUGAAGUGCAAUGAUGUAUAAAAAGUGGAUUCACCUGUUUUUAAAAAUAAAACACUGAC